CGAAAAAUCGAAUUUCGUCCGAAAUUCGUCCAUUUCGUUUGGGCCCGGAAUCUGUACGAUCCGCUCAAAUAAAUUCGGCCCGUUUUGAAUUUGCAGCCCGGCCCAAGGUCAAGAAUAGUCCAGAGAUAACCCCAGGAGGCAACCAAGAGAGUGAGGCGGGGGCAGCGCCGCCUCCGCCCGUAGCCAUCCUUCUCCCCGAGCAUCCACCACUCGCCAACCUUCUCCUCCAUCCACUCCCUCCCAUCCACGGCCAUGGAAUGUGCAGGCUUCCUCAACGGCGGUCGUUCAGCCAUUGACUGGUUCGGUAGUGGCACCUCCACCAUGGAGCACGACUGCACGCGAUCGUUGCGGGGGAAUCGGGGCUCAGGCGGCGACCGGGUCGACGGCGGCAGCAGCAUGGAGCGCAGCCACACGCGGCCGAUGGUGGGGCUGGGCUCAGGCAACGCCACUGCUCCAGACGCAAGCAAUGGCUCUGGAGUUGCACGUCCGCAUGCUGGGCAAGAUAAAGAAAGGAGGAGCAAUGGCAACCCUGGUGAUGAAGAUGUUGUGAUGGUGAAUGAUUCACCAACAACAGAGGCAACCUGGAAAGGACUUCUAAACAAUGACAUCUAUCAUAUCUGGAAUCAUGGCCCAAAGAUUGGUGGGGGCUUUGAUUGCCGGUAUUGCCGCCUAAAGAGUAGAGGAGGUGCAACCCGCUUUAGGGAGCACCUUGCUGGUAUACCAGGUGAUGUCAGGGAGUGCCCAAAUGUUCCAAGGAAUGUUCGUGCUGCAAUGAGGGAGUCCCGGGAUGUGACAAUGCUGAGGUCUGCCCGGCUUAGGAAAGUCAAGAAGGUCAAGAACGUCAGCAGCCUCUACAAAUAAGAUAGGUUAAGAAGCCUGGGAGCAAAGCUAUGUUGCUGUUUCAUGCAAGAUGCGUGUGAGUUCAUAUUCUCGUUUUGGGACAGUUGAAGAAUGUUUUGGGGCAGUGUAAGAACGUGAAGUCAAAAUGAGUUCAUGUUCUCGUUUUGGGGCCAGUAUGAUUGGACUUUGAAGUGCCCGGUUGUAGUAUGGAUUGUGAUUCUGAACUGUCUGUUAACUAGCCUAGCCUACUGUUGGACUAAUAUGUUGUGAUGGUUAAUAUCGGCUAUUGUUGAACUGUGGUUCUUAUGUUGUUAUUUUUGGGCACUGUUGAUCAAAUGCUCUUAUCUGAUGGAUAGAUUCUGCCGUA
Lolium rigidum is the source of this 1207-nucleotide messenger RNA. RefSeq lists its product as uncharacterized. The transcript is spliced from 5 exons. NCBI's taxonomy places the organism in Eukaryota, Viridiplantae, Streptophyta, Magnoliopsida, Poales, Poaceae. Bases 253 to 861 code for a protein of 202 amino acids. The record is from RefSeq and is a predicted model, not a curated record.